AUGGAGGCGUAUUAUACAUCGCCAAUUAACAUCAAUGACAAACCCUGGUCCCCGUCUGAAGUCACAGCGCAGUUCAAGCCUCUGGUCGCUGCAUUUCCGGACUGGCACUGGACUAUCAGGCAUCUGACUAUCGAAAACGGCUAUAUGGCACUUCAUCUGAGUGUCACUGGCACUCAUCAAGGCGAGUUCCAGGGGAUCCAACCAACGGGACGUCGUGUGACUACGUCGUAG
Trichoderma atroviride IMI 206040 is the source of this 231-nucleotide messenger RNA. RefSeq lists its product as uncharacterized. The record is from RefSeq and is a predicted model, not a curated record. Gene Ontology annotation, biological process: polyketide metabolic process. NCBI's taxonomy places the organism in Eukaryota, Fungi, Ascomycota, Sordariomycetes, Hypocreales, Hypocreaceae.